AUGGCCGAGAACACCAAGCUGUUUACACCACUCAAGGUCGGUUCCACGACCUUGGAGCACAGAAUUGUCAUGGCUCCCUUGACACGAUUCAGAGGAACAGAUGACCAUGUCCCGACCGACAUCAUGGCUCGUUAUUAUCAACAAAGAAGUGUCGUCCCCGGCACUCUGGUCAUCUCUGAAGCGACCUUCAUCUCCAAGCAAGGCGGUGGCUAUGCCAACGUCCCUGGUCUCUACACAGACGCCCAGCUGGAAGGAUGGAAGAAGGUUACCGACGCUGUCCACGCCAAGGGUUCCAAGAUUUUCGCACAGCUUUGGCAUCUGGGCCGUGCCGCCGCUGCGGGCGAGGCUUCCGGAAACCCCCCUAAGGACGACAGCUUUGAUUGGGAAAAGGACUUCGUCAGUGCCAGUGCGGUGCCGAUCACCGAGGCUGAGCCUGUGCCUCGAGCUUUGACCGAGGAGGAGAUCCAGACUACAAUUGCCGACUACGCGAGGGCCGCCAAGAAUGCUGUUGAGAAGGGCGGAUUCGACGGUGUUGAGAUUCACGGCGCCCACGGCUAUCUCAUCGACCAGUUCACUCAGGACACAUCAAACAAGCGCACCGAUUCGUGGGGUGGAAGCAUUGAGAAUCGCGCCCGCUUCGCCGUUGAGGUUGCCAAGGCUGUAGUCGCAGCCGUCGGCAAGGAGAAGGUUGGCAUCCGUCUGUCUCCCUGGUCCACGUUCCAGGGGAUGCGCAUGAAGGACCCCAUUCCGCAAUUCAGCUACCUCAUCGACCGCCUGACAGAGCUGGACCUGUCUUUCUUGCACUUGGUCGAGCCAAGAGUCCAUGGAGUCGUCGACAUGGAGCCUGCGAACGAGACUCUUGACUUCGCCCUACAGGCCUGGGGCCGGGAGAAGCCGAUCUUCAUCGCUGGCGGUUACACCACGGAGCUCGCUGUUGAGGCUGUCGAGAAGAAGUACAAGGACUACGCUGACCAGUUGGCCAUCGUUUUCGGCCGCCGAUUCAUUUCCAACCCAGACUUGGUAUUUAAGGUGCAGAAGGGCAUUCCGUUUGCCGAGUAUGACCGUGCGACCUUUUACAUUCACCAGAAGAAGGGUGACAAGGUUGAACCUGGAUACAUCGACUACCCAUACUCCGAGGAGUUCAUCAAGCAGUUCGGCGAGCCGGCUCUUGACUACUAA
This is a messenger RNA of Diaporthe amygdali, 1179 nucleotides long. Its product is annotated as flavin oxidoreductase nadh oxidase family protein. Bases 1 to 1179 code for a protein of 392 amino acids. The transcript has a single exon. The record is from RefSeq and is a predicted model, not a curated record. Gene Ontology annotation, molecular function: FMN binding; NADPH dehydrogenase activity. NCBI's taxonomy places the organism in Eukaryota, Fungi, Ascomycota, Sordariomycetes, Diaporthales, Diaporthaceae.